Molecule: messenger RNA, 1569 nt
Organism: Lytechinus variegatus (green sea urchin)
Lineage: Eukaryota; Metazoa; Echinodermata; Echinoidea; Temnopleuroida; Toxopneustidae
Exons: 3
Coding region: 144-674 (176 amino acids)
Molecular function (GO): protein-disulfide reductase activity
Source: RefSeq, a predicted model, not a curated record
GGCUGUACCAUUUACCAAUGUUACAUAAGUCCUAUACGACUAUUGCAACACCGUGCUUUCUUGUUUGUGUAUAUUUGGGAUGUAAAUCAUCGAUAUAAAUCAUCUAUUUCUGUCUGGAUUCCCCCUGUUAUUAAGAAUAUGAGAUGGCAACCUCGACAUGUAUAAGAAAUUUAACGAAGUCGUUUUCGCAACGCAAAUUAAAAGAGCUGGGAAAAAGAAGCGUGUGUUCAACUAGUUCAUUCUUAGCCGCACCAUCAACAAGGGUAGAUAUAGGUGUGAACAGGACUGGAAAAACUAAGGUACUAUACGAUGGGGAAUGUCCACUUUGCAUUCAGGAGAUCAAACUUGUGAAGUAUCUUAACAAGAACAAAGAUGUUAUCCACUUUGUUGACAUCUCUCAACCAGGGUACAAUCAGAUGGAACAUAACAACAUACCUUUAGAUGAAGCCUUGGGUAUCAUGCAUGUUAUAGGACCAGAUAACACAGUGCAUAAGAAGAUAGAUGCUGUUGAUGCCAUGUACAGAGCUGUAGGUUGGGGUUGGGCAACCGGUUUCAUGAAAUGGCCAAUAUUUGCUGGAUUAUUUGAUAGAGGCUACAUGUGGUUUGCACGCAACCGACUUCGACUGACUGGUCAGCAGUGUAGGGAAGGGAACUGCAAGAUUCCUGACGCAUGAUCUCUGUCGAAUUUAUGCUUAUUUCACUUCAAUUCAAAUUAAUUUCAAAUUGGCUUGACAAUAGCAAUAAUUACCUUUAGACAUAUUCAAAUGAUUCAAUAUGGAAAUGGACAUUCAAUAAAUCAAAAUGAAAUGAAUAUAAGAUUGAAAUAUAUGAUCAGUAUAUACAAGAUAUCAAUAUCUGAAAUGAAUCUUUGUGCACUCUUGCUGCACAUUGAAAUGUGGGUUUUUAGAAUGAAGCCUGUUGCCAUAUACAGUUUAUGCCUUGCAAUGCAUUUCUGUAGAUUUUCUUGAUUCCCAAAUUGUUUAUGUGGGGGGGGGGCACUUACAUAUAUUGGUGGUAAGGGGAUGUGCCGCUUUGAUGACCCUCCUUUUCAGACCUUAUUUUCAGUUCUCUAGAUACUCCUAAUGACAAAAGUUAAUUUCAGAAGCCACCCAGCCCCGCUUGCAAGAACCCCGUUAUGAGACAUAUCAGUUCCCCAGCCCUGCCAAAAUCAGCAGCGCAUGUGAGAGAGAUGCUCCUACCAGCUCCCUACAUAUAACCCCCAUUUCGGAGUUUUGUGAGGCACAUCCCCAUCAAAAAAUAAUUUGAGGCCCCCCCCCCCCCCGGUGGUAUAGGUAAAAAUGAUUUUGCAAGAAAAAAAAGAUGGUUAAGUAAACUUUCUUGAUCUGGUAGAUGUAAAGAUCCAAAUUUCCUGUAGUCACAUCUUUUUCCUCGUUCAGACAGUAUAAAUUGUUUGUAUAGGGAAUCGAAUGAGGCAUUAAUGCUUGGGGAAAAUGAACAAAAUGCACAACUUGGCUGAAUGUUCAUAUUAAUUAAGCAGAAAAGUAAGGUGAAUAUUCAUCAUUACUAUUGAAUCAUCAUGCAUAUAUUAUCAUGCAUUAUGUUAUAUAU